This is a messenger RNA of Mercenaria mercenaria, 4984 nucleotides long. Its product is annotated as prolyl endopeptidase-like. NCBI's taxonomy places the organism in Eukaryota, Metazoa, Mollusca, Bivalvia, Venerida, Veneridae. Gene Ontology annotation, cellular component: cytosol. The transcript is spliced from 19 exons. The coding region runs from base 68 to 2215 and encodes 715 amino acids. Gene Ontology annotation, molecular function: oligopeptidase activity; serine-type endopeptidase activity. Gene Ontology annotation, biological process: proteolysis. The record is from RefSeq and is a predicted model, not a curated record.
CCUAAAAAGCAAUCUCUUCGUGACACAGAGUAAAGUUUUUGCCGAAUUCUACAAGUUUUGAACAAUUAUGGGGAAAUUUGCGUAUCCAGAGGUUAAGAGGGACGACACAAUUAUAGAUAGUUACCACGGGAACAAGAUUGGAGACCCUUACCAAUGGCUGGAAGACCCUGAUAGUGAAGAAACCAAAAAGUUUGUAGAUGCCCAAAAUGAUUUGUCUAGACCAUACAUUGAGGCAUGUCCUAUACGCAAACAACUACAGGAGAGGAUAACUGAGAUGUGGGAUUAUCCAAAAUAUGGGUGUCCUAAAAAACAUGGAAGCUGCUAUUACUACUUCUACAAUACAGGACUGCAGAAUCAGAGUGUGUUGUAUGUACAAGACUCCCUGGAUGGGGAACCAAGGGUUUUCCUUGACCCCAAUGAACUGUCUGAGGAUGGUACAACGUCUCUACGAGGUACAGCUUUCUCUGAGAAUGGCGACUACUAUGCUUAUGGUCUCAGUGAAAAGGGUUCUGACUGGAUAACUAUAAAGUUUAAAAAAGCACCAAGUGGAGAAGAUUUACCAGAUGUUUUGAAACGUGUGAAGUUUUCUAGCAUGGCAUGGACACAUGAUGAUAAAGGACUCUUCUAUAAUAGUUACCCAGAACAAGAUGGAAAGUCUGAUGGUACAGAGACAACUUCAAAUUUGAAUCAAAAGCUGCUCUACCAUAGGCUAGGCACUGACCAAUCAGAGGACAUCUUAGUGGCUGAAUUCCCAGAUAAUCCAAAAUGGAUGAUUGGAGCAGAGGUCACUGAUUGCGGACAUUAUCUUAUUUUAGAAAUAAGGGAGGGCUGCGACCCGGUGAAUCGACUUUACUUCACCGAUCUGCGUACAUUACCUCAGGGAAUCAAUGGAAUUCUGCCAUAUGUUAAGGUCGUAGAUAACUUUGAUGCAGAAUAUGAGUACAUCACCAAUGAAGGAAGCUUGUUUACAUUCAAGACAAACCUGAAGUCACCGAACUACAAACUGAUCAACAUUGACUUUAGCAACUUUGAAAUGGAAAAUUGGAGAACACUGGUUGAAGAACAUGAUAAAGAUGUUUUAGAAUGGUCAGCUGUUGUCAGUGGCAACAAGCUUGUAUUGUGUUACCUUCAGGAUGUUAAGAAUCAACUAUACGUUCAUAAUUUAUCAGAUGGUAAACUCAUUGCUCAACUACCUCUUGAUGUAGGAACAAUUGUCGGGUACUCUGGCAAGAAAAAAGACUCACAGAUAUUUUAUCAGUUUAUGUCGUUUUUGACACCAGGAAUUAUCUACAGCUGUGAUAUGACAACAGAUUCUCUAGAUCCAAAGAUUUUCCGUGAUAUCAAAGUGAAGAAUUUUGAUUUCAACCAGUUUACAACAGAGCAAGUGUUCUACCCCAGUAAGGAUGGCACCAAAAUUCCAAUGUUUCUUGUCCAUAGAAAAGAUUUACCUAAAGAUGGGUCCAAUCCAGUAAUGUUGUAUGGCUACGGAGGAUUUAAUAUCUCUAUAAGUCCAAGUUUCUCUGUUUCCCGGCUUGUAUUCCUACAAAACCUAGGUGGUGUAUAUGCUGUGGCAAAUAUAAGAGGCGGUGGAGAGUAUGGUGAAACUUGGCAUAAAGCUGGUAUGUUGGGGAACAAACAGAAUGUGUUUGAUGACUUCCAAGCGGCAGCAGAAUAUCUUGUUCAGAACAAAUACACGAGUCAUAAUAAGAUAACCAUCAAUGGAGGUUCCAACGGAGGCUUGUUAGUUGGUGCAUGUAUAAACCAGAAACCUCAGCUGUUUGGGUGUGCUAUAGCUCAAGUUGGUGUGAUGGACAUGUUGAAAUUCCACAAAUUCACUAUAGGACAUGCCUGGAUUACAGACUUUGGCUGUUCAGAGAAAGAGGAAGAAUUUAAAUGGUUGAUCAAGUACUCUCCAUUGCACAACAUCCAUGAACCAGAGGGAGAUAAUCAGUAUCCUGCCACUCUCUUACUGACUGCUGAUCACGACGACAGAGUUGUCCCCCUUCAUUCACUCAAAUUUAUUGCACAGCUUCAACAUGUUGCUGGCAGACAUGAAAAACAGACCAAUCCUUUGCUUAUCCGGGUAGAUACAAAGUCUGGACAUGGUGCCGGAAAGCCAACAGCAAAAAUUAUUGAGGAGCUGAGUGAUAUAUACAGUUUUAUCUACCAGAGUAUAGGACUGAAGUGGACAGAUGGACAACAGAACAAGCUUUAACUAAUUCCCUCAAAAACAUCAUCAGUUUGAAUUUAUAAUCUUUAAAGGGGCAUGCCUACAAAUCAACAUCAAAAUACUAGUAAUUAAUUUUUCAAAAAGAGACAGCAGUAAAUUAAUAAUCAAAAAUCAUAAUUCAGUAUUAUCAUUAUAUUUUUUAUGGUCAUCAUGUGAAGGCCUGUAUUCCAUCUAUUUUACAGCACUUAUAACUAAGUUUGGUGACUACUGUUUAAGGGACUUCCCUGCAUACAACUGUGUUUUAUAAAUACCUAUAUACAUGACAUUGUACUCUCAAGAUCUCACUAAAUCCCAUCUUUUAUUUAUUUAUUUUUUUUUUUGCUUUUUUUUACCUUUACUAACAACUUAACCACUUGCAAAAUUUUGAAAAGUUUGGCAUAAAUCUGAAGGCUUGUCCCUUUAAACAGAAAAGUAAUCAGAAGACAAAUACCAAAUGCGAUAACUUUUUAUUCUGUUCAGUUUGAAAAUGAAGAAUAUUACCAAGUCCACGUUGAAGUAUAAGGACAAUAAAUAUUUAUUUAGAAUAUCUUUUUCAUGAUUUCUACUGCCAGCAUCAUUCAAAAUGAAAUUCUGGCAUUUGUUGUCAGAACAAAAUAAUUAUGUCUCCCCAGGAGACAUAUUGUUUUUGCCCUGUCCGUCCGUCCGUCCUUCGGUCCGUCCGUACGUCACACUUCAUUUCCGAGCAAUAACUGGAGAACCAUUUGACCUAGAACCUUCAAACUUCAUAGGGUUGUAGGGCUGCUGGAGUAGACGACCCCUAUUGUUUUUGGGGUCACUCCGUCAAAGGUCAAGGUCACAGGGGCCUGAACAUUAAAAACCAUUUCCGAUCAAUAACUAGAGAACCACUUGACCCAGACUGUUGAAACUUCAUAGGAUAAUUGGUCAUGAAGAGUAGAUGACCCCUAUUGAUUUUGGGGUCACUCCAUCAAAGGUCAAGGUCACAGGGGCCUGAACAUGGAAAACCAUUUCCAAUCAAUAACUAGAGAACCACUUGACCCAGACUGUUGAAACUUCAUAGGAUGAUAUGUCAUGAAGAGUAGAUGACCCCUAUUGAUUUUGGGGUCACUCCAUCAAAGGUCAAGGUCACUGGGGCCUGAACAUGGAAAACCAUUUCCGAUCAAUAACUAGAGAACCACUUGACCCAGAAUGUUGAAACUUCAUAGGAUGAUUGUGCAUGCAAAGUAGAUGACCCCUAUCGAUUUUGGGGUCACUCCAUUAAAGGUCAAGGUCACAGGGGCCUGAACAUUGAAAACCAUUUCCAGUCAGUAACUUGAGAACCACUUGACCCAGAAUGUUGAAACUUCAUAGGAUGAUUGGUCAUAAAGAGUAGAUGACCCCUAUCGAUUUUGGAGUCACUCUGUGAAAGGUCAAGGUCACGGGCCCGAACAUUGAAAACCAUAUCAGGUCAGUUACUCGAGAACCACUUGACCCAGAAUGAUGAAACUUCAUAGGAUGAUUGGUCAUGAAGAGUAGAUGAACCCUAACAAUUUUAGGGUCACUCUGUUAAAGGUCAAGCCCACAGGGGCCUGAACAUGGAAAACCAUUUCCGAUCAAUAACUUGAGAACCUCUCGACCCAGAAUGUUGAAAAUUCAUAUGAUGAUUGUUCAUGCAGAGUAAAUGACCCUUAUUGUUUUUGGGGUCACUCCGUUAAAGGUCAAGGUCACAGGGGCCUGAACAUUGAUAACUAGUUCCGAUCAGUAACUUGAGAACCACUUGACCCAGAAUGUUGAAACUUCAUAGGAUGAUUGAACAUGCAGAGUAGAUGACCCCUAUUGAUUUUGGGGUCAGUCUAUCAAAGGUCAAGGUCACAGUGGCCUGUUCAUGUAAAAUCAUUUUUAUGCCCCCGAAGGGAGGCAUAUAGUUUUUGAACCGUCUGUCGGUCUGUCAGUCUGUCUGUCAGUCUGUCCGCAAUUUUCGUGUCCGGUCCAUAUCUUUGUCAUCGAUGUAUGGAAUUUCAAAUAACUUGGCAUGAAUGUGUACCACAGUAAGACGACGUGUCGCGCGCAAGACCCAGGUCCGUAGCUCAAAGGUCAAGGUCACACUUAGACAUUAAAGGAUAGUGCAUUGAUGGGCGUGUCCGGUCCAUAUCUUUGUCAUCGAUGGAUGGAUUUUCAAAUAACUUGGCAUGAAUGUGUACCACAGUAAGACGACGUGUCGCGCGCAAGACCCAGGUCCGUAGCUCAAAGGUCAAGGUCACACUUAGACAUUAAAGGAUAGUGCAUUGAUGGGCAUGUCCGGUCCAUAUCUUUGUCAUCGAUGGAUGGAUUUUCAAAUAACUUGGCAUGAAUGUGUACCACAGUAAGACGACGUGUCGCGUGCAAGACCCAGGUCCGUAGCUCAAAGGUCAAGGUCACACUUAGACGUUAAAGGAUAGUGCAUUGAUGGGCGUGUCCGGUCCAUAUCUUUGUCAUCAAUGGAUGGAUUUUCAAAUAACUUGGCAUGAAUGUGUACCACAGUAAGACGACGUGUCGUGCGCAAGACCCAGGUCUGUAGCUCAAAGGUCAAGGUCACACUUAGACGUUAAAGGUCAUUUUUCAUGAUAGUGCAUUGAUGGGCGUGUCCUGUCCAUAUCUUUGUCAUUCAUGCAUGGAUUUUAAAAUAACUACGCAUGAAUGUGUGACACAGUAAGACGACAUGUCGCGUGCAAGACCCAGCUCCGUAGGUCAAAGGUCCUAAACUCUAACAUCGGCCAUAACUAUUCAUUCAAAGUGCCAUCGGGGGCAUGUGUCAUCCUAUGGAGACAGCUCUUGUUU